Molecule: messenger RNA, 1443 nt
Organism: Candida albicans SC5314
Lineage: Eukaryota; Fungi; Ascomycota; Pichiomycetes; Serinales; Debaryomycetaceae
Exons: 1
Coding region: 1-1443 (480 amino acids)
Molecular function (GO): RNA binding
Source: RefSeq, a predicted model, not a curated record
AUGCUUGAUGAGUUGCCAGAAUUGAGUUAUGAUUAUUUGGGUAACACCAUUGUACAAAAAUUGUUUACUUUGGUUGAAUCAUCAUUGGUUAAGUUGAUGAUGGUCAAAGAAGUUGCUCCUUAUUUAACUCAAUUGGGAAUCCAUAAAAAUGGGACAUGGGCAAUACAAAAAAUUAUCAAUUUAUGUCAUUCAGACUACCAACAGAUGUAUCUCAUUGGUGCUAGUCUUAAGCCUUAUGCAGUUAAAUUGUUUAAUGAUCAAUUUGGUAAUUAUGUGAUUCAAGGUUGUAUCAAAUUUGGAUCUCCAUUCAAUGACUUUGUGUUUGAAGCCAUGUUGGAUAAUUUCUUGGAAAUUAGUGUAGGGAGAUUUGGUGCUCGUUGCAUUCGUACUAUAUUGGAAAGUUGUCAUGAUUCAAGUAGUACUUCUCCGGUGACAAAUGAACAAGUUUUAUUGGUGGCAGGUUUGAUUAUAGAAUUCGCCAAUGAGUUAGCUGUCAAUUCCAAUGGAUCGUUAUUAAUUACUUGGUAUUUGGACACUUUUAAAGAUUGUGAUUCGAAAAUUGAAUUAUUAAUGUCAAAAUUUUUACCAAAUAUAAGGGCUCUUUGUGUGCAUAAAUUGGCCAACUUGACGGUAUUAAAAAUUUUGAAUAAUAGAAUUGAUGAUAAAUCAAGAGUGGCAACAAUGGAUGCUAUUUUCAACAAUAAAGAAACUUUGGAAUAUAUUUUACAAGAGAGUGAUAAUAGUAAUACUACUGCUGGUCCACUUUUUAUCUAUAAAAUUUUGAGCAAUCCUACUUUAGCCGAUUUGGUUAACCAACAUAUCCCCACCAUACGUAAAAUUUUAAUGGAAUUGAAUAUUGUUAAUUUCCAAAAUUAUAAGAAAUUAAUGGAUGAGGUUGGUAUUUCAAGUACAAGAAUUGGUAGAAAUGGCAGUACUAAAAGAAAUGGUGCUACUAAUGGCAGUAGUAGAAGAGGAGGGAAUAUGAGAGGAAACAAGCAAGAUGGAUAUGUUACACAGGUGCCACCACCGCCACCACAACAGCAACAGCAACAGCAACAGCAGCAAUAUUUUGUCCAAGGAAUUUCUAAUCCACCAGCUUCUUUACAACAAGGUCAACACUCCCCAAUAAAACCUCAGCUUCAACAACAGCAGCAGCAACAGCAGCGUCUGGGAUCUCCACCAUUCCAAAAUAGAUAUAUUCCAAUGCCACAAGCUCCCCUGCAAUAUAAUAAUGUUACACCACAAAUGUAUAUGAAACAGAUGUAUGCUCAACAACAAGCACAAAUUCAACAACAAUUUUAUUUACAACAACAACAACAGCAGCAGCAACAACAACAACAACAGAUGCUGCCACAAGAGUUUGCAGUUAUGCAACAAUUGGAACAAUUAUCAUUAAGUUCAGCUGCAUUAGGAUAUAAUUCCAAUCCUGGAACUCCAACUUAA